AUCAUACAAAUACCAUUAAUGCUUCCAAUAUAAAGAGACACAGUUCUACAUUCAUCACUCGGGAGACACUGCAGGCAGUCACGUUUGUACACUCAACUAUUGAAUUCUCCUGUUACAAUGAUGUGGCGACUUGUCAUUUUGGCAUCAUGCGCAGUGGCUGGAAUUUCAGCUGGCUGCCCCGAAGGCUACAGAGAGGAUGUGGCCCCGAGGUGCUUCAGGGCCAGACAAAACACCUUUGGAGACUAUGUCUUUUAUGUCCCCUGUCCAAGUGGAUUCACAAGGGCCCAGAAUCCGAGUAUGUGCUUCAAAGUAAGUGCUGCUGAGACGACCUAUGUUGAAGCCAUGAGAGAGUGCGCCAAAACCCAGAACGGCCGCCUUAUGGAUCUGGACUCUCCUGACAAGUAUGGCUUUAUGUCUGGAGUCUUGACUGCUUCGUCCAAGAGUGUGGGCUCCAGCAAAUAUAAAGACUACAGAUUGUGGAUUGGUUUGAAGCGGGUAACUACCACUGGGUUCAAAUGGAACUCUGGAUCCAGGUUUGUCACUAACUGGGCGAAGGAUCAGCCAAUGUCCUCAACCCGGUACAACUGUGGCUAUCUGGAUUAUAUGGGGAUUGCUGUCCAAAAAUGCGAGCGCCGAAUGCGAUACAUCUGCGAGGUUCCCCUGUAGCCGCAUCCCCUCAGUGCCUACAUUCCGAUGAAGAUGCAACACGACUCACAGCUGCAGUUGUAACAUACUUGUACUGGCAACUCGCUGUUUCUAGUUGUGGAAAUUAAACUGAAAUAUAUCAAACUGUU
Messenger RNA from Haliotis rufescens (red abalone), 794 nucleotides. RefSeq names its product C-type mannose receptor 2-like. Lineage: Eukaryota; Metazoa; Mollusca; Gastropoda; Lepetellida; Haliotidae. The transcript is spliced from 5 exons. The coding region runs from base 118 to 666 and encodes 182 amino acids. The record is from RefSeq and is a predicted model, not a curated record.